Leptosia nina is the source of this 2298-nucleotide messenger RNA. The record is from the annotation of a GenBank genome assembly. NCBI's taxonomy places the organism in Eukaryota, Metazoa, Arthropoda, Insecta, Lepidoptera, Pieridae.
AUGAAGUUCGCUUUUGUAUUGUUAUUAAUUUUUCUGAAGAAACCGUUAAUCUUCAGCGAAUCGAAUUGCAAAGAUUUUGAAACAUGUAGUGGUUGCAUAGGAUAUGCUUAUGAUAAAUGUGUUUGGUGCCCAGCAAAUUACCAUAGCGGUCGACGCUGCCAACCCUUGAAACACGCAACAACAGACGAAGCCUGGUGCAACGAAACAUUCUACAAUCCACCGCAUCACGAUUACAAGGUGACACAAAACUACGACUUCAAUGCUGGCUCAAACGGCGAGAAAAUCUACCAGUUCAAGCCCCAGGUAGCUCAGAUUAAAGCUCGACCGGGUGCUUCUAUACCCAUAGAAAUGUCCUACAAACCGGCCAAAGAUUAUCCAUUGGAUGUGUAUUAUUUGAUGGAUUUUUCGUUCACAAUGAGCAAACAUGCAGCGACACUUGUGAAACAGGCUGUAGAGAUAUACGAAGAGCUCACAAAAUUGACUAACAACGUUCGCCUUGGCGCUGGAAGUUUUGUUGAAAAACCUGCUAUGCCAUUUGUUGAUGUGAGACACCAGAAAUCCUUCUCGUUUAAAAACCAUUUAUCUCUAACAAACAACGUAACGUUAUUCAAUAAAAGUAUCGGCAGUCCCGAUGGUAGUAACUACGACGAGCCAGAAGCUGCAUUAGACGCUUUGAUGCAAGUUAUGGUCUGCAAAGAUGAAAUUGGCUGGCGCAAAAAUGCAAGAAGGAUAAUAGUUUUAAGCACUGAUGCAACGUAUCACAGCGCAGGCGACGGUAAAUUUGUUGGUGCAAUCAAACCAAAUGACAUGAAAUGCCACCUUGAAGACAAUAUUUAUUCAAUGGCUCUGACAUACGACUACCCAUCAGUAGGUCAAAUAGUAAAGGUGGCUACUGAGAAUAACUUCAAAAUCAUUUUCGCUGUUGAUGUUAGAGUGAAGAGGGCAUAUGAAGCUCUUGAGAAGAAAAUAGUGGGAGCUAAAUAUGUGCCACUAAAUGGCAACAAUAUGGUGAAUAUGAUAAAAAACGAGUAUUUGGAACUUGUAAGGUCCGUGAAAAUUGAUGCAGUUGUACCACCUGGUAUGCAAUUGACGAGUUUAGAACCAGAUUGCACAAAAGCAGACAAUUGUUACAUAAAACAUGAACAAUCGCUCGAUGUUAAAGGAGUUUUGAAGAUAACCUCGUGCCCUUUGAGUGAGGAAAAUGUAAAAUAUACUAUGGAAAUUGGUCCAGUGUCGCUCGAUGAGAAACUAAAAAUUGAAGUCGAAGUUUGUUGCCACUGCGACUGUGAAGCGAAGGGAGAAGUUAAUUCACCAAUGUGCAGUGGUGCUGGUACGUUCCAAUGUGGCGUGUGUAAAUGUAACAAAGAUAGAUAUGGAAGUACCUGCAACUGUAUAGGUGCUGAAACAAAUUCUGUAAAUUUUGACAAAUGUAAAGCCAAUAAAGAUGAUGCAAGCUAUUGUAGUGGACGCGGAAUCUGCAGAUGCGGGAAAUGCGAAGAAUGUAAGCAGGGCUUUUCUGGUGAUUUCUGCCAAUUUGAUGACAAUUCCUGCCCAAGACCAGGCGGUCUUCUAUGCGCUGGUCAUGGUAAAUGUCAGUAUGGUAAAUGCGAAUGUGACGCUAAUUGGAUUGGCAAUGACUGUCGUUGUCCAAAUGACGAACAGAGUUGUAUGGCACCUAUUUCAAACGAGGUGUGCUCGGGCCGAGGCAAGUGCAACUGCGGCGAAUGUAUCUGCGAAAGAACAAACGCAACAGACGAAAUAUGUUCGGGAAGAUUCUGUGACGACUGCGAGGAACUGACUCAGAAACGCUGCAAAGAAUUAGAGGAUUACGCGCUGUGCAACUUCAACUUUAACAAGACGUACUGCGACGAAGAAUACGAGCAGGCCACUACCGGCGUGACUUUCCUUAACAAAACGGAAAUGAACGAUCCUGUCCACAAAUACAAAGCAAAGUGGUGCGAGAAAUACGUAGACGAUGAUAGGUCGCUGAAGUUCCUUUAUUAUUAUCCACCGGCGUCCAUAAACACGCUGGAGGUGGUUAUUCAGAACGAAUUGAAUGAACGUGGAAAAGCGGAUGUUUGGGUUGCUGUUGGAAGUGCAAUAGGUGGUGUUCUGCUCAUCGGUCUCCUUAUGGUGAUAGGAUGGAAGGUUCUGAUCGACUUACAUGACAAAAGAGAGUAUGCCAAAUUUGAGAAGGAAUCAGCAGCUGCGGGAUUCGACGUCUGCAAUCCACUCUACCGAACGCCUGAUGUUAGAUUUACAAAUCCAGCAUAUUCACAGGGGGAGAUGCUGAUGUAG